Camponotus floridanus (Florida carpenter ant) is the source of this 4921-nucleotide messenger RNA. RefSeq lists its product as uncharacterized. NCBI's taxonomy places the organism in Eukaryota, Metazoa, Arthropoda, Insecta, Hymenoptera, Formicidae. The transcript has 6 exons. Bases 1583 to 3475 code for a protein of 630 amino acids. The record is from RefSeq and is a predicted model, not a curated record.
AACUUGUUUGGUGGCUGGACUUGUGUCGCACUCGAGUGAUGCAAACGUCGAAAAAAAUGGCGAAAGAGAACGUUCACUCGCACUUUCGCAUAUUAUCUACCGUUCGUCGUUAUCCCUCGACGUGGGUCGGCUACCAUAAGCCAUUUCCGGAUGGACGAGUUAGCGCCAUGCGGGUGGGAAAUCCAGGUCAGCUCGCUGCUGUCGAUUAGCUUUCGAGUCCCGUUCUUAUCGGUCGUGGCAUUACGCAAAUACAGCCAUAUGCAAACCGCAAGAAUUUCGAGAAGUGAAAAUGAAAGUGCGAAUUAUAAGGCGAGCACAUAUUCGAUGAUUGGUCAUUUUUAUCAGGUUUCUACUUUGUUCAAUCAUGAAAUGACUCCAAUUUUUAUAUCUCGAAUCAAGACGAGAUUAAAUGUGUAGUAUGCACAAAUCGAGAUAACUCGAUCGAGGCACGUUAUAAAGUAUACAAUCUAUUUCACAAGAAUCAUGAUAAACUCGGCUCGAGUGUUUCCGUAUUCUAUGCGAGUAUCGUGAAACCUGGUGCAUCGCUCGCGCAACUCUUUACUCUCAACGCUGGGUUAUAUGAUGCUGUGUGAAACGACGAUUCGCGAAAUUGGACUUAGGAGAGAUCAGCCGAGUCCGUAUGUCGUGACUCAAUUCUCAAGCGGAGAAACGUCCUCGUUUCAACGACUUCUGCGACGUCCUUCGUGCGAUUUUUUGAAAUUGGAGCCAGUUCGGCUUGCCAGUGUCGCUUCUGGUUUCCAUCGCAUCGCGAACCCGUGUUAUUCGAGUCACGAGUCGGGCAUCCAUAUCCUUGUCUCUUUCUCUCUCCGUCGCUCCGAAGAUUUGUUCUCUCUUCGACAACCGUAUGACGGAUGGGUCGCAUUCCAUUGUCUCGUUCGCUAUCGGGAAAUUGAUCGACGUGAUAAAAAAAUUUUCGACUUAUAUAGUGACGUGAAAAAACGACGAUUCCGUCGCUCCGGCUAUUGUUUGCCUCGAAUAAAUUUGCAAUCUCCUCGUGACGCAGGUGCUUCAAAAUGUUUCGUUGUGCAGUUUUCGUCUCGUUGCUUGCGUAUUUCGAUCAUGCUCUAUGUACGCAUCGCCGCUGAAUUAUUAUCGCAAGAAUGGAAACAUUGUAUACUGCAGAAUAUCACUUACGUCACUUUCUCAUUACGGCAUCUCUAAUUUUAACCUUUCCAUUGAAAAUCUUUUUUCAAUGAAAAUUCAUUCGCGCGCGCGACGUGUGACGGAUAUCUCGUCCAGCGCGUGUCUUUCACCUGUGCUGUAAGACCCCUACUACUCUUCGAAGAGAGAGAAAAAAGAGCAGGAGAGUUGAACGCGUGGUAGGGAUAUCUCGCCGUCGACAUGGUGGGCCUGUUUGGGACCUGACGUCGCGUAAGGUGGAGGGCGAGAGGGGGCGAUGGACGAGCGCGAUCGAGAUCUUCAGUAGGUCACUGGGACGUGGCUCGUGGCCGAGACGAGUGUGGCUCGCACCUUCAGUCGGUCCCCGUCGACCAGGAAAACCACCUCUGGGCCCGUCGAAUCCUCGCUAUCGGACACGAGAGCACGACGAGAGGACACCCACAUGAUGGAGAGGACGUGGCGGAAUAUACGAAAGAUAGCUUUUAUCCUACUGCUGCCCUUAUUAUUGGCCGGCGUACGGAGUGAAGCACCGUUGGUUGACAGCAGCGCACUACCACUGGAACACAGAUCAGUCUAUGGAGCCCCAGCUCAGUACGGCCCGCCAGCGGUUCACGAGGAGAACUGGCCGCUGGCGUCACCCGACACCCCGCAGAUCAAGCAUCUGCAGGUGCAGUGCGAGAAAACGCACAUGCGGGUGAACAUCGAAUUCGAUCGGCCGUUCUACGGUAUGAUCUUCAGCAAGGGCUUCUACUCGGAUCCGCAUUGCGUGCAUCUCAAACCAGGCACCGGUCACCUGAGCGCGACCUUCGAGAUCUUCCUCAACUCGUGCGGCAUGAGCUCGUCGGCGAAUCACAAUGUUGCGGCUUAUGGUGCCCCGACGCCAUCCGGCAGUUACGUGGAGAAUACGAUUAUCGUGCAAUACGACCCGUACGUGCAGGAAGUGUGGGAUCAAGCGAGGAAGCUGCGUUGUACUUGGUAUGACUUCUAUGAAAAAGCGGUCACCUUCCGGCCGUUCCAGGUCGACAUGUUGCACGCUGUCACAGCCAACUUUCUCGGCGACAACCUGCAGUGUUGGAUGCAGAUACAGGUUGGCAAGGGUCCGUGGGCCAGCGAGGUGUCCGGCAUCGUGAAGAUCGGUCAGACUAUGACAAUGGUGUUGGCUAUCAAGGACGAUGAGAAUAAGUUUGACAUGCUGGUGAGAAACUGCGUCGCCCACGACGGCAAAAGAGCGCCGAUUCAGUUGGUCGAUCAAUAUGGUUGCGUUGUCAGGCCGAAGAUCAUGUCCAGGUUCCAGAAGAUCAAGAACUUCGGCCCAAGCGCGUCCGUUGUUAGCUUCGCCUACUUCCAGGCCUUCAAGUUCCCCGACAGCAUGAACGUCCACUUCCAGUGCGUGAUUCAAGUUUGCCGAUACAAUUGCCCCGAGCCUAAGUGUGGACAUCCUGGUCUCGAGUACGGUGUGCCUGUCGCCGGCAUCUCUCACGAAUAUGGCGCACCGGUUUCGCAAGGUCUUUCUUCGGAGUACGGUGCCCCGCCUGUGCCUGAAUAUGGCGUGCCACCGGCUUAUCCGGAUCCGCGACAUCCCAGCGGACCCGCUGGAGCGUAUAGCGAACCGAAUCCAGAUGUAGUUCCGGCGCCGCAGGCGCAGACCUCGUCCUCUUCACCCAGCUCUACGCCAGGCGACGCUACAGCGAGCAGCUCACCCCAGAGUCCCCAGGACAAUAUCCAUCUCCCUCCACCCCCUCUACCCGGCCAUUCGGCGGCGUACCAGACUGUGAAGCGAAAGGGUACCGCUGGUACGGAGGAGCUUGAAGGUAACCUAGCCAUCCUCGGAGGUCGACCGAGGUCGGUCGAAGGUUUUCCGGCCGAGCUCAGAGGCGCCAGGAGGCGAAGACACGACGAGCCGCACGAGUUGGAAGAUGACGAUAGUAAUAUCUAUCACACGGUGACCCUGUUCUCCACCCACGUGUACAAACGAGCAGCGCAGGAGAUGACGGACGUGAAUACCUCGAGAGUCAUCCAAGUAGUCGCACCGGGUGACGUCAAUUUUGCGCUGGGCACGACGAAUUCCAGCAACGACACCACCGUGGUGAUACAGAACGCCAGCGCGUCCACCGAUCCAGAGACGAUCUGCAUGAGUCUGCCCGGUUUCGUGGGCGGUCUGGUGAUGUUGCUUCUGGUGGUCGUGGUUGCCUCCCUCGUGGCGGCCUUCCUCUUCGUCAGGGUGCGCGCUGUGGACCGCAAGAACGCCGCGAUAGGUGGAAACGGCUUCGUACAUCCGGCGUAUGUGCCGGACUGCAACAUGCCGAAUCCGGAGUUUGUCAAGGUCGCCAACUGAAGCAGCAUAUACGAUGCGCAAAAUCAAAAAAGGACUCGUCGCAGGAGAGGAGGACGAUGACGGAAUCCCCCCCGGAGGAUCGUCCACCUCGAACGACCGGCAAUACUUCGGAACCGUAUCGCGACAUUUCGCCCGAAAUUCGCGACAUUCGUCGGAAAUUCUCCUUGUCGAAAGUUGCAAAAUCACAUUUCUCUUUUCUCUCCUCUUCCAUCAUGAUAGCUUGGUGUCUAGUCCAGUUGCGUCAAUCGCGCUCGUCGAAUCCAGAGGAACAACGGCUAGAUCGCUAUCGAGAAAGCGUGAGUGCGAUCGUACGAGGCGGAUCUUUGAGUAGCAUGUAAAUAAGAAGUCCGAAAGCACGAGCAAAUUUAACGAAGAAAUGGAAAAACGGAAUGAGAGGAAGGUAAAUGAGAAAGCAGCUACACUGAUGCGCAUUCCAUCGAUCGUUCGCGAUUGGAAUUACUUUUUUUCUACCGAGCAAUUCGAUCGCGAUCGAUGGAACGCGCGGUCCAGUAAUAAAUAUCGCGAAUCGAUCUUCGAUGAUGCUUCGUGAUCACCGCAGCGCGGCAGUAAUCAACGUCUAAUAUCCACACGUCGUCAACAGUCCGUCCUCGGUAUCAGGAAGCGAGAGAUCAAUCGCAAUCGCCAGAGUAGUCUCUAGGAGGGCAUUGUAAAUAAGUCGCGCGGGUAGUCAGAUGGCCCUUCAGGACCCGCUUGUCCUCGCGUCUCUUCUCCGAUUCAUCAUGCGUACUACGCAUUUAUUUAUAUACGCAUCGUUUAAUUCAACGAGCGCGUUUCUCUUCAUCAUUCUUACCGUAUCUCGUCGCGUUUUAUCACACUCCGCGUCGGCGAUUCUCGCGCGUCGCGACGCUCGACGUCAUACGUCGACGGCGAUGCUUGCCAUCUCGAACGAUUCAGCGAACGCUUCCGGUAAACAUGUUUGUCUCGCAGAAAGUUGUUCAAAGGCAAAGGCUUGUUUUCUAAAAGUUUAAUUCGGAGCGAAGAAUCGACUAUUCGAUCGUGGAACGCUCGCUAAGUCGUUUAAGAUUCAACGAGAAUUCUAUUUAUUAUUUUUUUUUCUAUAUUUCUCUUUAUAUUCCCUUUUUUAACUCUACAUCCGGAUUGAUCUAACAUAAUUUAUUGAUCAAAAUUAUACGACCUUCCUACUUCGCUUAGUACUUAAGUUAUCCGUCUAAGAAUAUUCCCGGGAAUUGGGAAUAUGUUUACGUAUGUGUCUUAAGCACACACACACACAAACACACACACGUAUACAUAUACAUAUAUACAUACAUAUAUACAUAUACAACACAAACGUGUACAAACUAACAUGUACACAUGAGACGUAUGACAUCAUAUAUGCAAUAAGUGUGUGUUGUAUGCGUUAUAAUACCAGUGCGAGAAAUGUAUUCACGAACAUCCGUUACGAUAACAAUUAAUUGUUUGAGAAUU